This is a messenger RNA of Linum trigynum, 3759 nucleotides long. The record is from the annotation of a GenBank genome assembly. NCBI's taxonomy places the organism in Eukaryota, Viridiplantae, Streptophyta, Magnoliopsida, Malpighiales, Linaceae.
AUAGGUAUGAAUUGUUUCAUACAAUCAACAUUCAGCAUCUUAGGUAUGAGAGCUAGAUAAGUGAAAUUUACCUCAGAAAGCAACCUUCCUGUUCUGAAGAAAUCCAUAACAACAGCUGUGAUGUCAGCCCCUAAUACAUCCCAGUUAUGCUGGAAGAAACCAGCAGUAAAACCAUAUGGGCCAGGAGAUUUCUCUCCAUUCAUAGAGAACAAAGCUGAUCUCACUUCCUCUCAAGUAACUGAUCCACAAAGAGGCGCUGCUUGCUCAGGGGAGAGUGAAUGAAACAGAAGCUGGGAUAUCAGAUCACUGCCCACUCUCUGGACAUCAGAAUUCCUGGUGCCCAACAAUUUUUGAUAAAAUCGUACUGCUUCCUCACUCAUCUCUUUGACUUCAGUUAGGACCUCACCCUCCUCAGAUACAACUCUCUUAAUAGUGGAACGAGCUUGGCGAGGUUUCACAGAGUUGUGAAAAAAGGAGGUAUUUAAGUCAUUUACUUUCUGAAAUGAUUAUGGAGAAGGCUGGAGAAGUGCCUCCAUUUGCAAAACCUCGACUUCUCUCUUUGCAGAUCUAACUCUGUCUGAAAUCUCCGAGUAGGAAGACCUGUUUAGUUUCCUCAACUGACUUUUGACUUCCUUCAACUUCUGAUACACUAUGAACAUGGGAGUCCCCCUAAAAUUCUUACUCCAAGCUUCCCUCACAAUCUGCUUAUACUGAGGGUGAGAUUCCCAACAGCUAAAGUAUUUAAAUGGUUUAGGUAAAGAGGAGAUGUGAGCGUCUGUGUUCAUAAGUAGCCCACAGUGAUAUGAGAGCCUAGGUGGAAGAAGAUGAACUUCAUAGUGAGGAAAUGCAGAUAACCAAUAAGAGUUUACAAGAACUCUAUCAAUCCUCCUAGCUAUAGGGUUCUCCUCUUGCUUAUUUGUCCAGGAAAACCAAGGACCUUCAAACCUGCUAUCUUCCAAUUCCAUCCUAACAAUCAAUUCAUCAAAAUCCCCCAUACUCUGUGAAUGAGUUGGAUUAUUUGAAGCUUCAUUUACACUACGCACAACAUUAAAAUCCCCUAGCACAAGCCAUAGUAAUUGUUCUGAUUUUAGUGCAGCAUGAUUAUACAUACUCCUGCCACUUUCAUCAAUCGAGCCAUAGACAAAUGUGACCUUUGCAGACUGUGCACCACUUACUAACCCAUGGACAAAGAACUCAGACUUCUCUAACACUACAAAAUUCAGAUCCUUCCUCCAAAAGACCCACAACCGCCCUAAUCCAGAAUGCUCAUAGUUGUGAGCAAACUCCCAUCCAUCAAAUUUAGCCUCUACUAUUGUUUUUGAUUUUCCUUCCUUCACCCUAGUUUCAAUGAUACCAAAUACAUCCACUUUUUCACGAGCCAAGCCUGCAUUCUUGGUGAACUUGGAGUAUUGCAAUAAGCCAGUGGGAUGCCAGAAGUGUAGGGUAUUUGGGCAUCACUGUGAGGUUCAUGGAGGAGAGGAAAUAAGGGAGUUAGAAGUGAAUCAAGAUAGUCAGGAGGCAGCAAAACAGAGGUGUGUGGACGUAGAUGCAGGUAGUGCUGGUCAGUUGCUUCUUGAAUCUAUUCUUGCUUCGAAGGGAAAGGCUCAGGAGUCUGCUGAACAGGCUUGUAGGAACUUGAAUCUUGCAGUUGCUAACCUGGUCAAGUCCAUCGAACAAGGAGUGAUUUCGGAAUGGCAAAAGUCGAAUGCUGUGGAGCUGCCAACGGACAGAGAGUUUCAGACAGCUAUGGUGAGGCAAGUUGGAUCUCUUGUUUCAGUUGCUGCAACGAGUCCUAUCACUCCUGUAGCAAACAGGUUCUAGAGCUUAGCUGUGGAUAAUUUUGCAGUUGGUGAUAUUGUAGUAGGAAGUCAUGUACUGAGUAACUUGGAAGAGUUUCCUGUCGUAGAGGUGGGUGGAAAAGGUACGGAUAAGCAAGGUAAGAAGGGGCCAAGUAGGCAUGCAAAACCCAAACCUAAGUAAUGAAGGUUCUUGCCUAGAAUAUAAGGGGAUUUAAUCACCCCGACAAGCAGCGACCUCAUCUCCAUUUCACUAGCAUUUAUGAUUUAUCUGAUGAUAGUCCAAAUUAUCUGGUAUUCUCCGAAUAUGUUCUCGCUUAUGUCAGUCAUGGUGAGUGGGUUGUUGACAUAACUAAAGUUCGAAUUGCGAAGAACAAAUGAGUUUUGCGAAUGGAGCCGUGUGGAGGAACCUAAUGAUGGUGUGGACAAUUAGAUGCGUAAAAUCGGUGCGGUGCAUUGUCGAUGCAUACAAAUGAAUUUGACAAGUUCUUUUUUGACAAACUCUUAAAGUAUAAUGAAAUAGUAAGUCCCUGAAGUAUCUUUUUUUAUAGUUUUCUUGUUCAAAUCAUGAAACUUUCGGAGCAUAAAAAGAAUCAUACUUUAAUUCUUGAUAAAUGAAAACUCUCGUUCUCUAAAAUCAAUUUAAGAAUUCAUCAGCUACCAAUAUUCAACAACAAUGCAAGUGAGUAAGUGGCACUCUUUGCGGAAUUAGAUUAGUGAAGGCGACUGGUGCAAAUCUUUUUGGAUCCAACCAUCAUACUCAACCAGGUCUUGGGGUUGUUUGGGUUUGGUUAUACAGCCCGGAGCCUUGGAUGCUAUCUUAAUCUUGUGUAAAUAUAUUUGAUUUUUCCGAGUCUUAAACAGCGAUGGAUUGGCAUGUGUGAUUAAUGGCUAGAGUUAUAUUUUGUGAAACUUAUGGGUCAUAACAAAUAUUCUGUUGUUUGUCUGAUCUUUGCAUUUUUAGGGAAUAUGAGUUUCCUUUCUCUCAAAAACUAGGGCUCUUUUGGUUUCCCCGAUAGUUAAAUCGGGGGACCGGUUACUAUAACAACACCUAUUAUGUUGUUAUUGUAACAACACUAGUCCCCAACCAAUAGGAAGCUAGGAUUGUGAUGACUUUUUAUUAGAUGAGUUGACUUAGUGUAAAAUCAAAGCAGGGGUAUAAUUGUCAUUAUGAAAAAUAUAUUUAAAUAAAAAAUUAAAAAAAUAUUUUUUUAUUUUCUGCCCAAAAAUUUGGUCGCCGGAAUUCUGGCACCGGUCGCCGGAAAAUGGUCGCCGGUCACCGGAAUAUGCUUUUUUCGUCGGAAUAUGCUUACCGGCGUCGGAAUAUGCUUACCAGCAUCGGAAUCUAGUCAUCGGGGCCGGAAUAUGCCUAUCGGCGUCGGAAUCUGCUCACCGACGGUCACCGGAGUUCGGUCAACGAACUUCGUUGAUCGGUCAACGGUCAACGACCACCGGAUGUAUGGUCUACAUUGUGAGAUUUAUGGUUUGGUUUCUCAUAUUUUCGUAUGCCUUUUGUGGUUUGCUUUAUCGUGUUUGUGGUUUGCAUUAAGAAGAUUCUGGUUUGCUUUAUCGUGUUUGGGGUUUGCAUUGAGAAGUUUCUGGUUUGCUUUCAAAAACUUUGUGGUUUGCAUUGUGAGGUUUCUGGUUUGUUUUAAUAUAUUUGCGGUUUCCAUUAGGACGUUUAUGGUUUGCUUUUUUGUGGUUUGAUUUACUGUGUUUGUGAUUUGCAUUAGGAGGUUUCUGGUGUGCUUUCGCAAAUGUUGUGGUUUGCAUUGUGGGGUUUCUAGUUUGUUUUAGGAGAUUUGUGGUUUGCAUUAGAAGGUUUCUGGUUUGCAUUAAGAAGUUUCUGGUGUGCUUUCGAAACUUUUGUGGUUUGCUUUGCGAGGUUUCUGUUUUGUUAUAAUAUAUUUGGAGUUUGCUUUGCGAGGUUUCUGGUUUGUUUUAAUAUAUUUGUGGUAUGCAU